Molecule: messenger RNA, 2555 nt
Organism: Pseudomassariella vexata
Lineage: Eukaryota; Fungi; Ascomycota; Sordariomycetes; Amphisphaeriales; Pseudomassariaceae
Exons: 3
Coding region: 309-2507 (732 amino acids)
Biological process (GO): positive regulation of transcription by RNA polymerase II
Cellular component (GO): nucleus
Molecular function (GO): transcription cis-regulatory region binding; DNA-binding transcription factor activity, RNA polymerase II-specific; zinc ion binding
Source: RefSeq, a predicted model, not a curated record
CUCAGCUUACCCUCCUGUCGAUCUGCCGAUCCAUCGUUCCCCUUCCGGGAACGCUGGUCAUCAUAGCACUGGCGACAUUCGACACGGCGCCAGGCGUCUUGGUACCGGGUUUCGGACUCGGCGCACCCGCGCCGCCGACGCAACAUUAUGCGGAGCAGCCAUCGCCGCCGUACACCGUCAGUAGCGGCUUUCCGAAUCAUAAGUUUGACGUCCCGCCGGCGAAGCGGCAGAAGCUGUCAGGCUCUUCGCCCAAGCCGGGGCCAAAGCAAAACCCCUCCAAGCCGGGCAAGGCGGCGUCGAGAAACGACAUGGCCGCCUCGGACCCAGUGCCUGCAAAGAGUAGAAGGGUGAGAACGGGCUGCUUAACAUGUCGUGAGCGGCAUCUCAAGUGCGACGAGGCCAUGCCGGACUGUGUCAACUGCCGCAAGAGCAACAGGGAAUGCAAGCGUGGUGUGCGCUUGAACUUCAUCGAUUUGACUUGCAAGGAACCGCCGUAUAUCCCUCCACCCGUGGAAUGGUCAGUGCAAUUCCAGGAUGAGUCACGGUUAAUCGCAUCUGAAUAUCAAGGCGGAUUAGGAAGGUAUCCCAAACUGGAGCAGCAAAUUGUCACACCACCGCAAGAUGCGGACCUGGAAUCAACAUUGCGGCGGUCGUCGCUUGCUGCUGCCAUGCAGGAAAUGCAGGUUCCGGCAGACCCCAGGACGCCGGCGACUAUGUCAACUCCCCAGUCCAUGUACUAUCCCGACAGGGGACAGUUGCAGCCAGAUCCCUACUCGGAUGGAAUGCAUUCGCGAAAAGGUAGUGAUGCGUCCUUCAUGGCACCUCCAGCCCUAUCGCACACUGGUGGAUAUCUUCACCUGGCGUCAGACUCCUUUGCUACGAUAAAGGACGAAGGCAACCGCAACCUCUUGCACAGUACAUACAAGGACAGCGACGUGUCGACAGCAGCAUCCAUUGCAGGCGUAACUGGAGCCGGGCCACCUUCAAAUUACAAGGACGGACCGAUCGGCGGCAAUACUCCGAUAGCUGGCGUGGACACCGGCAUGAUGACACCACCAAACGACAAGAACGGGGAGCGCGAAUAUCUCAACUCGCCUGAGGAACUUCAUUUCAUGCAAGUCUUCGUCUCAGAAGUGGGCAUCUGGAUGGACAGUCUCGAUAAGGAGAAACACUUCUCUCGUCAGGUACCCUAUCACGCGUUGAAAUGUCCCAUGUUGCUCAAUGCUUUACUUGCAUGUGGGGUGAAGCACCUCACACUCACACAACAGUACAACGACGAUAAGGCCUUGUUUUACUACGAUACAGCGACCACUCAACUUCUUCGGAGCUUACAGAACCCCGACCGCAACACGGCUGAGUGCGCCGCAACCGCCGUGGUGCUCAACGUGUAUGAGAUCAUGAGCGAGAAGCCCACCCAGCGCAUGAGCCACAUUGCCGGCGCCAGGGCCUUGAUCCGUGAAUGCGGGUGGAACGCGAAAGCAACCGGGCUCGGCGCGGCAUGUUUCUGGCUAAAUGUUGGCAUGGAGCUACUCAGCUGUCUGGCAUUCAACUGGCAGACGGCAUGGGACCCGGACCAGUGGGGUGUAGACAUGGACUUCACGACGGAGAAAGAGCACGGCCAAGAGGAGAUCUGGGUCCAUCGCAUCUUCCAUAUUGUGGCUAAGAUCUGUAACUUUCGGGCUAGUAUCCCCAAGUUCCAGGAACCCCGCCCACACGAAGAGCAGAUCCGGCUCCAGGCUCGGUAUACCGAAUGGCAACGUUUGAAGAACAUGUGCGAUGACUGGAAUAACUCGUGUCCGCGGCCUAUGCAUCCCUUUGGCUAUCUAUACCCUUUGCAGUCGCAGAAUGGUGGCAACGGCUCCAAGUCGCUGUUCCCCCACGUCUGGCUCAUCAAGCGCGCAGCGGUAGUAGGUCGCCUAUUUUACCACACGGCGCAAUGCCUCCUCGCACAAAUCAACCCCAUCCUACCCCAAGACUCGGACGAAGCCCACGCGGUGCAGCAGCACCACGCGCACCAGGUGUGCGGUAUUGUGGCGCAUGCCCAGGACCGCGGCGUAGCAUCGGUUUCGAUAAGGUCGCUAGCCAUCGUCGCCGAGGUCCUGACGGAACGCCGCGAGCAGCACGAGGUCGUUGCCAUCCUCAAGAACAUCGACAAGGAGACGGGAUGGAAGCUCGCCAGUGUCAUUAAAGGUCUCAAGGUGAAGUGGGGGUGGGAGAAGACGAGCGGCACGGGGUUGGCGGCGCACUUUUUGCCGCCGCAGGGCUCGAGACAGGCACAGGGGCAAGGUCAUACGGAUAGCCAGACGACGGCGGCGACUCCGCCCGGCCAUAUGAGGCCUGGUUUUGCCAAGGCGCAGAUGCAUGGACAUGGACAGGCACAGACAGUGGUAGCGCCAAGGCCGAUGCGCAAUGUGAAUCCUCUCAGUUUUGCGGAUUUCAGCUUGCCGAAUCAUCCGUAUCAAAAUUGGUACGAGCCACCCAGUCGGUCGUCACAGGGGUUUACCUAAGAGGCCUGGAAGAAUGAAUUUGCGAAGGGUUGUGCCUUGUAUACUUCC